AUGAUCGGCCUACUCCUUCCGCGGUCAAAACAAUCUUGUCAUGAGGCAGUGUCUUUUGGGACGGACACCAUCUUGGACGCUUUAGCGGCAGCUCCUGCAAACAUGACUGAUAGGAAGGCCACGAUACCGAACGGAAUAAAAUUCCUUUUCGGAGGUUCCGCAGGCAUGGGAGCCACUCUGUUCGUUCAGCCUUUGGAUCUUGUCAAAAAUCGGAUGCAGCUAUCUGGACUUUCAGGAAAAAAGGAGUACCGCUCAAGUAUUCAUGCCCUCACAUCCAUCAUACGAAAUGAAGGGUUGUUGGCCGUUUACAAUGGGCUCAGUGCUGGCCUUCUUCGCCAAGCCACCUACACAACUACUCGACUAGGAACUUAUACCUAUCUUUUCGAAGCUUUCAAAAAAGGGGAUGCUCCUCCCACAUUUGCGAUGAAAGCAACGCUGGGAAUGCUUGCUGGCGCUGUUGGAUCAGUGGUUGGAACGCCUGCUGAACUGGCUUUGAUCAGAAUGACAAGUGAUGGUCGAUUACCGCCGGAGCAAAGACGGAACUACAAAAAUGUCUUUGAUGCACUGAUUCGUGUGGUUAAGGAGGAAGGUGUACUGACAUUGUGGAGGGGUUGUGCUCCAACAGUCGUGAGAGCAAUGGUCGUGAAUGCCGCUCAGUUAGCUACGUACUCACAAGCAAAACAAGCCCUAUUAGAGACAGGAUAUGUACACGAUGGCAUAUUCUGCCACUUCCUAGCGUCUAUGCUUUCUGGGUUGGCUACGACUAUAGCAUCCAUGCCAGUUGACAUCGCCAAGACAAGAAUCCAGUCGAUGAAGGUGAUCGACGGUAAACCAGAGUAUAAAAAUGCACUGGAUGUCUGGGUGAAGGUGAUAAGAAAUGAAGGUGUGUUUGCAUUAUGGAAAGGAUUCACACCGUAUUACAUGCGUCUUGGACCACACACGGUCAUCACUUUCAUCUUCCUCGAGCAGAUGAAUGCCGCUUACUUCAAAUAUGUGUUAGGAGUCAAAGCCCAAGGGGCGCUCUAAGAUCAUUGCUAAUUUAUUCAAUUCUCCAAGAGCUUCUCAUCUAUAUAGCACUUCUAGGAAGAUGAUCUAUAAUGUAAAUUUCGCACUACUUACUUUGCAUUAGUUAGUUUUGUUCAACAACUUUCGUAUUUUGUCAUUAUUUUGAUAGGGAAUACUUUCUUUUACACUUGAUAAGGCGUCUUUUGACUAACUAUUAUGAGAAAGAAGAAUUGCAUGAUGUAGAUUUUGUUAUCUGUUUUAUUGCAUGCGCUUUUUGAGUCAAUAUCCUAUCCUGAUGAGACGAGAGAGAUCUGCAAGGUUUCUCUAAUACAGGUAGUCUGUUGUAAUCUCACCUGAUGAGUAUUUGUACUAUCUCUCUUCGUAAAUUUCUUUUGCUCUAGAGUAGAAAUAGAGUAGAUUAUAGAAUGUUUGCAUAUUGAAAUAAACGUGUUGUGAAA
Molecule: messenger RNA, 1463 nt
Organism: Cylicocyclus nassatus
Lineage: Eukaryota; Metazoa; Nematoda; Chromadorea; Rhabditida; Strongylidae
Source: the annotation of a GenBank genome assembly